Lathyrus sativus (Indian pea) is the source of this 1167-nucleotide messenger RNA. The record is from the annotation of a GenBank genome assembly. NCBI's taxonomy places the organism in Eukaryota, Viridiplantae, Streptophyta, Magnoliopsida, Fabales, Fabaceae.
AUGUUAUGCGGCGUCGUCAGCACUUCCUUCACUUCCAUCUUACCCAGAAAUAAACAACCUUCUCUCUCUUUUCAUUCCAAAUCAAUUUCAUGCUCUCUCCCAGGAGCAGUUGUUGAAUCUAAAUCAACUAAUGUCGCUGAACCGCUAUUGCUUAAUGCGGUUCGAGGAGUAGAGGUUGAAAGACCCCCGGUUUGGCUUAUGAGACAAGCUGGAAGGUACAUGAAGAGUUACCAAGCUAUCUGUGAGAAACACCCUUCCUUCCGUGAAAGGUCUGAAAAUGUUGAUCUUGUGGUGGAAAUUUCGUUGCAGCCAUGGAAAGUCUUCAAGCCGGAUGGGGUGAUUUUAUUUUCUGAUAUUCUUACCCCGCUUUCUGGAAUGAAUAUUCCGUUUGAUAUUGUGAAAGGGAAGGGUCCUGUCAUCUUUGAUCCUGUUUACUCAGCCGGCCAAGUUGAUCAAGUGAGGGAGUUUAUUCCUGAAGAAUCAGUUCCAUAUGUCGGUGAAGCACUAUCAAUUUUGAGGAAAGAGGUGGAUAAUAAAGCUGCGGUCCUUGGUUUCGUGGGAGCUCCAUUCACCUUGGCGUCGUAUGUGGUUGAAGGCGGUUCAUCAAAGCACUUCUCAAAAAUAAAGAGAUUGGCUUUCUCUGAACCCGAGAUUCUUCACUCAUUACUGCAGAAAUUCACAACAUCCAUGGCUCGAUACAUCCAAUACCAAGCUGACAAUGGAGCUCAAGCUGUUCAGAUCUUUGAUUCAUGGGCAACCGAGCUUAGUCCAGUAGAUUUCGAACAGUUCAGUUUACCCUACUUGAAGCAGAUCAUUGAUACCGUGAAGAAAAGCCAUCCAGAACUCCCUCUUAUCCUCUACGCCAGUGGAUCUGGCGGCUUGCUCGAGAGAAUAGCCGCGACCGGUGUGGAUGUUGUUAGCUUGGAUUGGACGGUUGAUAUGGCCGAUGGUAGAAAGCGAUUGGGACCAAAUGUAGCUAUCCAAGGUAAUGUCGAUCCCGGUGUUCUUUUUGGUUCGAAAGAGCUAAUCAGUGAUAGGAUUUAUGAUACUGUGAAAAAAGCUGGUAGAGGGAAACACAUUUUAAACCUAGGUCAUGGUAUUGUAGUAGGUACACCUGAGGAGAAUGUAGCACAUUUUUUUGAGGUUGCUAAAGGAGUGAGAUACUAA